Messenger RNA from Contarinia nasturtii (swede midge), 1100 nucleotides. RefSeq lists its product as uncharacterized. The record is from RefSeq and is a predicted model, not a curated record. Lineage: Eukaryota; Metazoa; Arthropoda; Insecta; Diptera; Cecidomyiidae. The coding region runs from base 85 to 1041 and encodes 318 amino acids. The transcript is spliced from 10 exons.
GUAAUUGAAAAUAAAUUGAAAGUAAUUCGCGAAACAGUUGACAUCGACAAAUUUUGAUCAUAUUUAAUAAAAAAAUAACUUGAAAUGAAAUCAGCUAAAAUCUUGUUUGUAGUCGCUUUGGUGAUGUUGGUUCGCGGAAAUCCGGACGAUCCAUUAUGCUUGACAUCUGUAAGUCAAAGGGUUCCAGUGGUUCCGGAAAUUCCCAUCAAUAUUGAGUCCAAAGGCUAUCACAUCUGGAUGUAUAAAUGCUGUGGCCAUAAGAGAUACGAUCCAAAAUGUUCAGGCAAACCAGAAAACGACUUGCCAUCGAUCGAUGAACUAGAUACAAUCGUCGUUAAAAUUGGAACGCUGCUCACCAAUGUUUUUGAUCGUGCCGCGUUUACCGAUGCUGAAUUUAGCAAGGAAUUCAACAGCAUUGCUUCCCAAUUGAGGGGUUUAUUAAAACUGGUACCUGACAUGAAGGAAUCUGUGGAGGGAAUCUGCUAUGACUUAUACGGAAACAUGCUUCGAAUCAAGCCCAACCUCAAAAAUUCUGGAUAUUUAAAUUAUUUCAAAAAAGUUGGAUUGGGAACAUUGGGCGCUUAUUUAUCGAAGCAAAAAUACAAGAAUGCACCAAUUCAGACUUCAAGCUCCGAAUUUAUUCAUAUACCGAUGGUAAAGGCUUCGCUGAGAGAGGUUAAGCUUGCCAUCAAAGCAAUUAACAAAACUGAAUGGCUAAAGAGUUGCACAGUUCAACAAAGAACCGACGAGUAUCCCGAUGGUGAACCAACAGUUGACAUUCCAGAUGAUUUGGAGUCGAUUGGCGGAACUGUGAGUGAAAUUUCAAAAGAAUUUGAAGAAGCCGCAAAACAGAAAAGUUAUACUAACUUUAGCGCAGACAAAUCAAAGUUUGACUCAAUUGCAAAGAAAUUAUCGGAAAUAUACAGAAACAAUGGUGUGGAUGUUAAGUUUAACGUGGAUCGUGUGUGCCGUGACAUGUUCAAUAUUCUAACAUUCAUGAGAGCCUGUGAUCGGCCAGAGUCAAACAGACACAGAAAGUAAUGAUAGAACGCAACGUUUGUUGACGUAAACACAAAUAAAGCACCUCAAUUCAAACAAAA